Molecule: messenger RNA, 11847 nt
Organism: Podarcis muralis (Common wall lizard)
Lineage: Eukaryota; Metazoa; Chordata; Lepidosauria; Squamata; Lacertidae
Gene: SREK1
Product: splicing regulatory glutamic acid and lysine rich protein 1
Cellular component (GO): nucleoplasm
Molecular function (GO): RNA binding
Source: RefSeq, a predicted model, not a curated record
AGAUUAUACCUUUGUUUUGAUAGUCUCUGUUCUGUCAAUUUGUUGCUUGUGUUUUUUCAGCAACUGGGAAGGCGUUGAAGCUAUUAUUUAUCUUACUUUUCUUGUAAUAAAAGCGAAUUUGGUAGGAAGGAAGACACUUUUCUUUUUAAAAUUUGUAUGGAAUUUAAAAAUAUGUGUUACAUUAGGUUUGAAAUGUGUGGGCAUUUUCUCUUAUAAAAUGUGGUCAUGUUUCAUUUAUCUUUUGCAAGGAUGAACAUUUGCUUCUUUCACUAAAACUGCACACUGACAACUUCAUCCUAAAAUUGUCCUAGCCAUCUGUCUGAAAAGGAAUGGGCAACACAGAUGGAAGUGAAACUACAUCAGAAAAUUCCAAUCACAUAUUCACACAUCUCUGAUACAGUAGGAGCUAGACCCUACUUUCUUAUUUUGGUUGUAAGCUAGGAUUCUCAAGAUUCAAAAACAAUUGUAGUGAAUUACUUGGGUGGGCUUAAUUAGAGUAAUGGUAUAUCCCAUCCUAAUGACUCAUUAGUAAUGCAUUCCUAAGUUUGAGUUGUUAGUGAAUAACUGGGUGGUUCUCUAGCUUUAAUGUGAUCAUAAGUAUGCCUUUAUGCUGCUUUCACAAUUGUGUAGCAAAUCACCUUGUAAUGUUAAGGACGACUUCAGCUGCUCAGAUAAUAAAUGAUAGAGCCAGUAAUAGCUUUGGGUCUGUUAGUUGCAUAGGUAUAUAUCUGAAUUCCAGUUCUCUAGUCAUAGUUUAGAGAGGACAAAAUUCUGUCAGAAUACCUUGCACAUGUGGGAAGGGACAGAGAUAGGGAAUUGUUCCAGCAGAACCUAGUUGGUAGAAAGGAAGUGUCUCAGAAGCAUCAGCCAAGAUCCACAGGUGCACUUAACUCCUAUUGUUCAGGCAGAAGUUCAAAGGUGAUCUUGGCCAGUGAACAGAAGGGAAAUGAAAGGGAGUAAAUAAAACAAAAUUCUAGAGGUGGUCUUGUGAGCCAAGGAUGGAGGUCAUUAACUCAAGAUAUUUACAGGCUUAGAGUAUGGGAGGAAUUUAACCUAGUACCAAGCUUUGUGAGCACAAGCAUUUCUGUGCCCAGUGCACUGUUCUGGGAUUCUCCCCAAACCCCCAAGCCAAUUUCAGGUGCAUACAUUGUGGCAGGGGAGGGGGAGAGGCCCAUUGCACUAGUGGAAAUGCUUGUGCCGUUGUCUGCUAUCAGGACCAUCCAUUCCUAUGCGUUCAGAACAUGUAUCAAAACAUUUAUUGCUGAAGUUUUGGUACUAAGCUUUAGGGUUUCAAUUCCAAAAUAGAUAAAAACAGUGCAGAUAUAUAAACAUAUCCUUGUAGUAGAACUUUCCUAUAACAGAGAAAGGGAAUACAUCUAUUGAAAUUUAUUGACCCUUAUUUCUGCUCUCUAUCCUGAACAGUUUUCAAGAAUUCUUGGGUAUUUUCAGAAUUAAUAAAACCUGCAGUCUUUUUUCUUACAUACAUAACUAUGUUACAUUAUCAUUACCCAGUUACAUUGCUAAUUGAAAUGUUUUAUUAUGGUAAAUUAAUAUGACUUUGGUGACAUAAUCUCAAAUGCAGUAGAAAAACUGCUUCUGUGCCAUAUCACAGGCUUGAGUGUCAUGUCUUCUAGCAAGAUUGUUUGAAGUUGUGGAGCACCAUUGACGUGGCUUUCUGCAGCCUGGAGAGUGUGCCUUUCUGUGGACCUCAGAAUUUCUUUUAGAAAUAUUGAUAUAUGGCUUUUCUGAUUGUGGAAAUGUAAUAAGCGCUAAAAGCACAAAAAAAUCAAAGAGUUAUCAUGGGGGUUUCUGUUUGAGAGUUGUGUUUCUGUGUUCUUUACUUACCAUUUCCCUUUCUGCACUUAAACUGGGUAAUGUUCACAUGUAGGGCAGUAUCUAACUAAGUUGAUCCAUCGCAGCAAGGUAGAUGACUUGUGCAACUGACCAUCUAAUCACCUGCUCGCCAUGCUCCCUAAAUCUAUUCCUCCUCCCCUCCAGGGCAGAUUUGGAGAGGGCACUGGAUACAUGUGGGGAGGAAGUUACGUUACGCAAGCAGAAAUCCUUGUGCUGGUGAAAAGACUUAGUUGGAUACUGCCCAUACCAUCCAGUAUGGAGUUUUAGUAUAAAGUGUGCAUGACACUACAGUUCUAUUCUUAGUAUAUAUGUUCUGAGAAACAAAACCUCUCUUCUUCCCUCUGGCAAAGCAGGAAUACAUGCAUUUCUGGAGUAGGGAGAUCUGUGCCUACUCUUACCUAUAUGUUGCAGAUACAUAAGAGCAAAAUUUUCAGUGGUCAAUUCUAACGCCUUAAAAGUACCAUUAACUAAUCAGUUAUGCCCUUUGUUUUAGUUUUCAGUAGUUUUCAUUUGUGGCUCUGAGUUGGUUCUUAGCAUGGUUUAUUCAGGGACAGAAAUGGCACCACUUGUUGGCAUCCAUCUGUCUGGAGAGACAGUGGAGUGCACCUCCAGGGGUGAAGAAAACCGCUGUAUUAGCAGCACCAAAGUGACCUCCCUUGGGUGCAAGCCUGGGCAGUAUGUUUGGAUAUCCUGUGCUGCCCAGACAGCAAGACCUCUUGGCCUCACUGAUAUGCUGAUAGGAAAUACACCAAACCACUGUUUUAUCCCAUUUCUGGUAUACCCUGACUCUAUAGUGAUAUAGCUAGGAUUAUUGUGGGGGGCCUCAGACCCAGACAGCAUGGCUUUAGUCCAACAGCAUCUGGGGAGCCACAGGUUCUCUACCCUGGUGUUAUUGGAAUAGCUUCACCAAACUAAAACCAAAUUUCUAAAGUCAAGAGAGUAUAUGAAGGUUACCUACCUUUAUCUGAGAUUGUUAUUCUUUGUUUUGGGACUGAUACUUUGGGCAUGGAGAAGAACAGUUUUUAUAUUUUAUACUUGCCUAUCUGAUAACAACACUGUUACUGUACUAAGAACAAAUGAGUGUCCUAUGCUACCCUGCUUUCAUGGUCUUUCGUUUGCUCUCUUGUAACUCCCAUGAGAGAAGAAUAGCUAAGCACAUGAGAUAACUAUUUCAAACUAGUAAAGGUAAUAAAAUCACCCCUCCAGAUGGAAAGUGGCUGGUGAGGAAGGGAUACCCUGGGGACUAUAAAAAAGAAGAUCCUUCUUCCUUUUGUUUCCUUGUACCCAAUUGCUUCAGGGUGCAUGGUGGUGGUGCUCCUCUACCCUGUUAUUUCUGCUGAUAAGUUGUUGGAAGACAGGGUUAUGCUCAAUAAAAUAACAGGCAAACUUUUUUGCAUGCUUACACAAAGCUUACACAAUGUUUAAUGUGUGUAAGUUUACAUCCAAAGUUGACUUGCCAGAGAGACACGAUGUCAUAAUAAAAUAUCUAGAGUCAAUAAUAAAUAGAAUAAAUACAUAUAUACAUAGUGCUGAUCAUUAAUGCUGUGUUUGGGUACAGUUUACAAUUCUAGAAAGCAUACAUUACCUAUUUAAACCUGUAAAUGGAAAUAAAGAACAUGUUAAAUAAUGGACAUUUAUCCUGACAGCGUAAACUACCUUAAAAAUUGCUGCUUGUACAGCUUCUUAAAUAGCACUUACAGUGCAAUCCUACUCAACUAUACUCAAAGAGUUCAAGGUGGCUUACUUUCAGGUAAGCUUGCAGAGGAUUUCAUUCCUAAUUAGGACUGGUAGUCCAUGCAGGCAAGGAAUUUCAAAGAUGUCAUUUUCUGAAGAGGAACAUCUCAACAUAGUUUUCUAAUGAUGUGUUUUUUAGACUACUAAUAAGAAUUCCAAAUCGUUUUAGUUAGAAAAUGCAUAGUCUGGGCAAUGGUUAAAACUUUAUGGACAUCUUCCUUGAAUUUACCUUCGACCAAAUGGGGAAAAGGAGCAGACUGCAAGAGCACUGGUAUAAUGUGCUGUUUUAUCUACGCUUGCCUACUAGUGGCUGGUCUCUCUUGGAAAAUCCAGAUGUUGCAUAAUAAUUUUCUCGCGGGAAUGAUAAUUGUCUAGAAACCUGGCAUAGAAGGAUAUGGGGGUGGGGGUGAAAGAGAAGGAAUUCAACAGCUUUUUAAAAAAUACUUCUAUUCUGUCUGUCAGAAAUUAUUCUCCUCUGAAGGCCCGCACUGGGCAUUAAACUGGUGUUCAAUGUAUAACACAAACACACUUCACCACUAUUCACAUUACUAACCAACAUUGUGACUUUGGCAAAAACAAAAAAAACAUCAUUACAUUGUCAAGAUGUGGCCCCUUUCCAUUGUAUGUAUAACUGAAAUCACUCGAAAAAACUUGUUCUGGUUUGAGAGAGGCCAAUAUUGAAAUGUAUCAGAGAUGCCACUUUUAACCAUCAUUCUGAACUUUUUUAUGUCCACAUUUUCUGGAAGAUGGAUUUUGACUAUUAAUUUGGUUUUGUAUGUUUUCUCUGUGUGAUAUUUGUGCAUUAUUAGAUGACUAGACUGGCCAAGGCAGACCUGUUACACUUGCCUGAGUUAGGCAUUGUUUGCCAUGCCACUAAACCUGCCGCCAAGUGACAACUUCAUGGGGGAAUGAGAGCGGAGUCUGGCCUGCAGAAGAUGGACGCCCUGUCUCUGUUUUUAUUAUUUUAUUUUGCUUUCUUUUCUCUUCUUUUUGUUAAUUUUGUCCCUUUUUUGCUUUAAUUCUUUCAUUUCUACCUGUGAGCUGGUUCUUCAGUUCUGUAAAAAUGGUGUUCUGUUAUAAGAGUUCAUGAUUCAUUUUAAACUUGACCCUAUGAAAUUGUUCAUAGAUCAACCAAAAAUUCCAGAGUUUAGACUUUGUAGUUAGAUUGUAGAUACAAUCCUAAACAUCCAUAGUUAGAAAUAAAAGAUGAAUAAAAUUAAUAGGAAUUACUUCUGAGUAAAUCUGGCUAGAAUUGGAUUAUUUGAAAAGUGAAGUGAUCCAUUGGCUCAUAUUAUUGAAGCUUUUAGAUAUAUGUGGCUUUUCUGGACUACAAUCUGAAGACUGUCCUCUGAAAAUACUUCCCUCUCCCUUCCCAGAAGCUCUCUUACUAAGCAACCAUAGCAAGUUGGUUUCCCAUAUCUAAAAAGAUAAUGGCUCCCUUCACAUGUUCACUGAGUUGUUUGGGAGCCACUUUCCCACUGUGUUCUUGGUGGCAGUAUGUAUAUGAAUGCUGAAACCAUAUGAGAGAGCUCUGUGAGGAAAAUGCUUCCACAUGGUUGGGUGAGUAUGUGAACGGGGGGGACAUUGUUUUUCAAUACCUAUACUUGGCCUGUUUAAUUGGCUGUCGUAUUAUUUAUUUUGAAAAGAAAUAAAUAAUACUAAUAUUCUUAAUUCAUUUCUCAAAAAAUAGGAGAAAGCCUGGAAAACACUCAAUCGUGAAUUGAAUGUGAAGUAUUGACCAGUGUUUGUUUUAUAUACUGUCUUCUCUUUACUGUAGCAUUCUAUGGGAAGACGGCAAGCUGGACUAAUUUUUCUCUUGAGUUGGCUCACGCUUAUGGCAUAUUCUUAGAUACAGCAGAGGCACAUCAUAGAAGUGUUUUCAUUGUCAAGUUUGAAUAUUUUCUGUGUAAAACUCUCAAGAAAAAUACCAACAUUCUUCUGUUACAUUUCUCUGAAGUAGAGAUGAGCGCAAAUUGAUAUUGUCAUCUCUUUCAUUGUUCUCUUUUUCAAUAAAGAAUUUUGAAAUUUCUGGGAAUUUGACGUAAGCAGCCAAGGAAUUAUAUUGUUAAAAAUAGAUCCUCCUGAAGUUGCUGAUUUUGCUAACGAGCCAAAAUUUAGAGUUAUUCUAAAGCCACUUGAAUAUUUUUUUUUAAGCUAUAAAGAUUACUUCAAGUGAGGGUAAGACACCAGAGGUUUUAAACUGACACAAGUAAAUUGACACAAAUAAUUAUAGCGAUCAAUCAGUUUAAAAUGACAUGGUCUAGCUCUGAAUGAAUGCGAAGUGUGUAUGUGUGUGUGUUUGCGUCUGCGCGUGCACACUUCAUAUCAUUGCUUUUAAGAAUGUCAUUUUAGCCAUUGACAAUGCUUAGUGUUUUAUACAUAGAAAGGAGUUUCAACAAAUAUGGAUAUCUUUUGUGGAGAUUGAAACUACUGAAAUAUGUUUUUAUUUUUUGUGGACUUUAACUCCAUUCAUCACUAAGCUGAGAAAUGUAUAGAUAUAUGUAUAGUUAGGAACAAAAGAUACUCUUUAGGUAAAGAAUAGUUUUGUUGCAGAGAAGUUGUAGUUGUGUGUGAAACUAGUUUUCUGGAUUCUAGUUUACGUUUAGUAGUUUUGUUCUGAUCAGACAUAGAAUUUUUGAUGUUUCAGUUUUGAUGAUGAGUUUUGUUUUUUAGUAAAGUCUGAAAAAGCCUUUACUUGUAGUACUUAAGCUUGGAAGUGGUCUUAUUUAUUCCCAUUGAUUUUUAUCCAUGUAUUAUCUUGAUCUUGAAGGAACCUAUCAGAACACUGAUGUACUUGAAUUUUAUUGUAGUCGAGAGACACUGGCUAAUUCAUGUGUACGUCUUAGACCAUAAUUUGGUUCUUACACAUGGGCCUUGUAUUUUGCCCAAGAAAAAUCAGGAAUAAUUUAUCUCUAUCUGGAUAAGAAGCUAUUAAUAUUUUAAUUGUAAUGCUUUAUUGCUGCCUUAGUAUUGGCUUUGGUUUAUUUUGUAAUUAUAUGCUUCACAAACUCAGAUUGCCUAAGGAACUUGAAAAUCACAGGCAGCUUCUAACACCAGAAACUUUCUGAAGUGUAGCAACCUUCCAGAAGUUAAUGCAGUAGUUCGAGAGUUUGCCCCAUAUUAUGUCUUUGAUUGUCUAUGGAAAUGAGGACUGUAGCAGUAGGAGAGGGGCAGAUAGGAUGUUAGUGGGUAGGGAUUUAAAAAAACUACCAAAAGGGUCUAUCUCUCUCUCUUUGGAAAUGUCAUUAAAACACCAGGUGAUUUGAGGGCUCAGUGGCUUAGGUUGGUUGUUGUUACUUUGACGAGUAACACUUAGUGUUACCUCAGACAAAGGUGACUUCUAGGCAGAGUGCUUUGCCAUGUGCAGGUAAUAAUUUCUGGUCAGUUUUUCAAAUAAUUCUGGUUUGUGUGUGUUAGAAUUUUGUAUGGCUUUUUAAACUCAGGUUGCUGAAGCUUAAAUGGAAAUCACAAUAUUUAGCAGCUCUUAGGAUAUCUUAAGGAAAGACUAAGUGGGUUAGACUUAAAGCGUGCUUUAGUCAAGUUCAUUUUAGGUAAUAAUCCAGUGCAGGCAAUGGUUGAUUAUAAUUAGUAUUAAAUGUUGGGUUAAGAUCCCAAACAUAUAGUGACAUUAUUGUUUAUUUUACUGAGGGUCAGCCAUGCUUCCAGAGAAAAUAUAUAGGGAUAUCAGCAGAACUUAUUGUCACCUGACAAAUAAAGAUGCCGGACAGGUAGUCAAAGUACCUUAGUUAUGCUUAUGUGAUGAAGGUGUAGUGCUUAACAAUGGUUUAGGCACUCAGACAUAAAUGCUUGUCUGCAUUGGACCAAUGAGAUUGAACAAAUAUUUUGGUAAAUGCCCCGCUACCUCCGGAUGUUAAGGAAACUGGGUAGUUGAAGUACCUAAGCUAAAAAUCAGUGCGGUUCUAGGUUUUUUGCCUUGCUUGAGUUGUUGUACUGGACUGACAAAAGGCAGUCACCUGGUAACAUUUUUCACUCAGCUAUUUUAGCAGACAAAAAGGGCUGAUUUUGGUUAGCACACUCCUGUUUCCUCUUUUUUUUUCCUUUUGACUGAUUUGGUUAUUUGCCAUUUCUGGGGAUUAAACUUUAAAAAAUGUUCUUCUUUUCUGUAUCUGAUGUUCUGUGUGCUAUUAGUGAUGCAGCCAACACGAACGGUUGUCAUGUGUAACACAACUUUCGAUCACCGUGAAAACAACGUCCUGCGAAAGCGUCCAUGCUUGAUAUCGUUUGGUUCAUGAACAUUAAGUUUCCAGUACAGGUAAAAUUCCAGAUGAAGCCAAAGCCCUCUCCCUCUUGGCUCCUGCUCCUACAAUGACAAGCCUGAUUCCUGGUGGAGGGUUGCUUCCUAUACCAACACCACCCGUGACUUCAAUUGGUAUUUCUCUUGGUCCACUGGGUGCGAUACCAGCAGCAGCGUUGGAUCAUAAUAUUACAGCCAUUGGAGACAUACCGCAGCCGCCCAUUAUGGGCAAUGUGGAUCCUUCCAAGAUUGAUGAAAUUAGGAGGACUGUAUAUGUUGGAAACUUGAAUUCCCAGACUACUACAGCCGAUCAGCUUCUUGAGUUUUUUAAGCAAGUUGGAGAAGUCAAGUUUGUGCGGAUGGCAGGCGAUGAGACUCAACCAACACGUUUUGCUUUUGUCGAGUUUGCUGACCAAAAUUCUGUUCCUAGAGCCCUUGCCUUUAAUGGAGUUGUGUUUGGAGAUAGGCCGCUGAAGCUCCAUACUGGUUCCUGUCCUGAAAUAAAGACCACGGGCAACUCCAGCUCUAGAGAUCAGAGAAUAAAUCACUCCAAUAAUGCAAUAGUGAAGCCUCCAGAAAUGACGCCACAAGCUGCUGCUAAGGAGUUGGAAGAAGUGAUGAAGAGAGUACGGGAAGCCCAGUCUUUUAUAUCUGCUGCUAUUGAGCCAGAGUCUGGAAAGAGCAGUGAAAGGAAAGGUGGUCGGUCGCGCUCCCAUUCACGUUCAGUAUCCAGAUCUAGUUCAAAAUCUCGAAGGAAAAGAUCACACUCAAAACGCAGGAGUAGAUCUCGUGACAGAUCCCGCUCCAGCCAAAAGGACAGAUGUGAUAGAUCCCGCUCCAGCCAGAAGGACAGACGGGACAGAUCCCGCUCCAGCCAGAAGGACAGGCGGGACAGAUCCCGCUCCAGCCAGAAGGACAGACGAGAGAGAUCCGUCUCCAGCCAGAUGGACAGACGGGACAGAUCCGUCUCCAGCCAGAAGGACAGGCGCAGAUCCAAAACUCCACCCAAAAAGCGCUCAAAAUCUAAAGAAAGGCUGAGAUCAAGAAGCCGGUCGCCUUCUCGGGAGAAGAGGAAGGAAAGCAAAGAGAGGAUCAGAGAGAAGGAAAAGAUUAGUAGAGAAAAAGACAGAGAGAAGGAAAAAGAGAAGGAUCGAGACAAGGAUAAAGACAGGGGCAGGGAGAAGGAAAGGGGCAGGGAGAGGGAGAGGGACAAAGAGAAGACCAAGGAUAGAACCAAAGAUCGCGCAAAAGAUAAGGACAAGGAUCGGGAGAAGGACAAAGACCAAGAGAAGGAAAAAGAAAGAGACAAGGAGAAAGUGUCAGACACAGAAAAAGACAAGGCAGAGGAUCUGGACAAAGUCAGAGGGAGGGAAAAAGAGACAGAGACUGAGAAGGAGGAAGACAAGGAAGAACAGCUAAAAGGAAAAGAGGAGGACAAGGAGAAAGACCAAGAGAAAGAAAAAGCAGAGGAGAAAAGCAGUGAAAAAGAAAAAGAGAAGGAAGCAGAGAAGCCAAAAGAUAAGGACAAGGAAGGAGAGAAGGCAAAAGACCGAGAUAAGGAGCGGGAACGAGAGAAAGAAAAAGAGAGAGAUGAAAAAAGGAAGAAAGAAAAGAGAUCCAGGACACCCCCCAGAAGCUACAGCUCCUCAAGAAGAUCACGAAGUUCCAGCAGAGAUAGACGGAAGAGGAUGAGCCGAAGUCCCUCAAAGUCUCCAAGAUCAUCUAAAAUCACAAAAAGGAAAUCCUCUCGAUCUCCAUCUCCAAGGAGAAAUAAGAAAGACAAAAAGACCGAUAAGGAGAGAGACCUGAGUAAUGAUAGAAGAGAGAGGGAGCGGUCUACCUCCAAGAAAAAGAGUAGCAAAGACAAGGAUGUUAAAGAGAAAUCUGAUAAAACCACAGCUUUGAAGGAUAAAGAUCUGAGUAAAGAGAACCAGAAUUCUGAAAUUGACGAAGUAGAAAAGGAAGACACACCUCCUGCGGAAGAAGUCAAACUACAACAGAAUGGGAACUGCCAACCAAAUGAAGAAAACCUCUCAGUUAAAACAGAAGAUGUGUAGAGGACUGAAUGGACCUCUGACCCAAGUGUGGAAAGAGACAAAGCUUUUCCUCCCCUCCCCCACAACCCACCAAAAAAGGGUGAAAAUUACCAAGCAAUCAACCGGACAUGUUGUGUUGUGCUAGCAGCACUCCGGGUUCUUUGGGUGGUUUGGUCAACUUGAAGAUGAGCAAGAAGCAGUACUGACCAGUAGGAUCUGCUGCAACAAGAGCCAACAGCAUUGGAUCUGAUCAUCUGUAGGAAUCCAUGCAUUUCAGUGAUAAGACUGGUUGACAGCUGUUACAAAUAAGUGGAAAGCUGUAAUCUGUACUACCCACAAAAGUUGCUGGGGAUGCUUUCAAAGUUGUUAAAAUAUUGGUAGUUUGAAUUUUUUUGUUUUGCUUUGUGGGUUUUUAAACUAAACUCAAUGUGAUAUGUUUUGAUAAUGUGCUUGAAAAUGGUGCAGAGAUACACAUGCUUCCCUUGUUGUUGUACAUGACAGUGAUGACAAGUUUUAUCCUAACACAGUUUUACAGUUAUUGUGUUUAUGCCCACAAAGGCAAGUGAAGAUCUUUUAAUUUGUUGCUUGUGACUUUCUUUUUAUAUUUUUAAGUAAUUUCCUUAUAAGACUAAAAGCUUUCUCUUACUAGUAGUUGAUCAAUGCAUGCUAAUGUUCAGAUUCUAGAAAGAACGGCCAUGUUUAUACUAGAUUUCCAUUCUUCCAACUAUAAGCACAUCUCUGUAGUAAUCUCCAAACAACUGGCUUCGUUUUGAGCUAUAUUGUAGUGUGUCCAGUCACCUGCAAAUAGGACAGAUACCCAUGACAAGAUUGUUUUGUUUUUGAGUUGGGAUGUGGGAGCACAAGCUAAUGCUUUAGUGCCUUCUUUGAAACACAGAAUAGUGAUUCCUAGGAAUCACAUGUUAUUUAAUUCCCUCUUUGUCUAAUCCUUUAUCUUCUAUAUGGUUCUAUCACAAUAGUAGGUAAGCAUCUGAGAGGUCAGCCUUGUGAGUACUUGGUGGUUAUUUGAUAACAGAUUGAAGGUAUGUUUAAGUGGAAAAAAGGGUCAUAGCUGAAAUCAAGAUUCAAGGAUCAUCAUAUAGUGGAUGUGGCCCUGUCUGCAAUCCAGUUAUCCUAUAAAUUAACUAUAGUGUAUGCCAAACUGAUGAAUUGAACAGUUCUAAGUAAACGUAUAUCAUAACUGGGUUGUGGACUGGGUAUCGGAAUCAAAAGUGCCCUUUUAAAAUAAUUAUCUUCUAACACCAGUUGUGAAGCAUGACUUGCAAGUUCUCCCUGGAGAAGACAUAAAACCACAGAUUCCUGUUUACUUGUUGAAAAAUAGCCUGUAAGAGAACAGCACCUGAAAAAUGCAACUCCUCUCUGAAUUCAUUUCAGCAUUGUAAGACUGACAACAAAAGGUUGUACCCUAAGAUAAGAUUACACUAAAAUCAAGAAGUGUUUUGAAUAUAACAUAACACAAUCAAAUUGCCUUACCUCACGGGAAAGAGAUGGAAAAGCCAAGUAAAAACUAGCUUUCAUUUUGUGUUCUCUAAAUUGCACUUAAUGCAAAUAUAAACCUUUUAUGGUAAAUGGAAAAAUUAAAACAUGCUGUAAGGAAAUGAAGCCCAUUGAUUGUGACUCUGCUUUAAUAGCCCAUUGUUUUUUGUUAUAGUCAAAAGUUUUUUUUCUCUCCUUUUGGCCUCUGUGUACAUUAAAACUAUAGUGAAUGCUUUACCAUGUAAAGUAUGGACCGUCAUUUUUUUUGAUGUUUAAGCCACAUGAAGUUGGCUGGCAAACAGCUUAUUCUGAUAAUAAAGGAAUGACAAAUCUCAUAUGCGUCUUGAAAGACUGAAAGAUUGUGUCUUGGAACAACAGCUGUCAUAUUUAUGAUGUGUAAGUAGCAUAGAGUAAAGAUUGUAUACUUGUUAUCUUUGGUACUAUCACUAAUAAAAUUAAGUAUUUUAGAGGGAA